UGGCCGCGGCGCAGCCGUGCCCGGGGCGGCGGGGAAUCCCGGCCGCCGCCGCGUUAUACCCGAGGGCGCGCCCCGCGGGCCGCAGAGGCGGGUCGGCGCGGUCGGAGCGCGGCGGCUCCGCUUAGCUCGGCUCGGCUCGGCUCGGCUCAGCACAGCGCGGCGAGACAACAUGCCGGUGUCACGAAUGCGCAUGAGGCCCUGGCUGGAGAUGCAGAUUAAUUCCAAUCAAAUACCAGGGCUGAUAUGGAUCAACAAGGAUAAGAUGAUGUUUCAGAUCCCCUGGAAGCACGCGGCUAAGCACGGCUGGGACAUGGAGAAGGAUGCCUGCCUCUUCCGGAGCUGGGCCAUUCACACAGGAAGAUACAAGAUAGGUGAGAAGGACCCUGACCCCAAGACCUGGAAGGCGAAUUUCCGCUGCGCGAUGAACUCGCUGCCCGACAUCGAAGAAGUGAAGGACAAGAGCAUCAACAAGGGCUCCAGCGCCGUCAGGGUGUACCGAAUGCUGCCGCCCCUGACGAAGGAUCAGAAGAAAGAGAGGAAGUCAAAGUCAUCAAGAGAAGCAAGAAACAAGAGCAAAAGAAAGUCGUACGAAGACGUGAGGACGGAGGAGUCGGUAGAAAGACUCGCCAGCGCUACGCUACCGGACGACCACAGCGGUUACACGGUGCACGGCUACGCGGGCCAGGAAGCGGAGGGGGAGAGCGCGUCCAUCACCUUGGACCUCUCGCCCUGCGAGGUGAGCUGCUCCCUGACCGACUGGAGGACGCCCAUGGAAAUCGCCAUGGCCGACAGCACCAACGACCUCUACCCCUUCCAGGUGUCCCCCCUGGCCUCGUCCUCGGAAGCAGUCACAGACGAAGAUGAAGACGAAAUGAAAUCGGAGAUUUUUAAGCUGCUGGAGCCGGUGGCGGAGUGGCACACGACCAGCGUCGGGGGGAAAGGCUACCUCACCAACGAGCCCAGCUCGCAGAGCACCUGCGGCACCUACGGCUACAAGGAGCAGGACGCCGAGGUCGACACCACGUCAGGAGAACUAGAGUUCCGCUUCUUCGACCAGAAAAGCAGCCUGGACUUCUCCUGGCUGGAGACGGUCAGGCCCCCCAUGCAGGCCAUCUCCUGCGGCUUGUAGGCCGCCGGCGGAGGCUCCUCCACGGCCCCGACGACGGGGGAAGAAGCUGUUUGUUACUGACUGGAAGCAGAAAGUAGCUUUUAUAUUCCGUUUAACUCCUAGGUCUGAAAAAACUUAGCAAGAAAAACUCCAUUAAAAGAGGAAAAAAAAAAGAGAAGAGGGGAUCCGCGCGCGUCGGCAGCACUCCUUGCACUGAAGACGCACGAUCGUGGCGGUGGCUUCCGACGUGAAACCCUCGCCGACGCGAGCCGGGGUCCGGCGCCGGGGGAGGCUGCCGUCCCCCCGGGCGAGCGGGGCCGAGCACAUCACCGCCCCGGGAGCCGCAGUGCAAAGGAGCCGCUAACACGCGUGUUUUGGUUGCUGCUUACCUGUGCAACACUGGUGAAGCCGCGCGCUUCGGGACUGUCGUUACGCUCUCAAGAGUCAGCAGGAAUUGCACUAACCAGCCCUUUCCCUUGAUCUGCUCCGGCACCACGUAAUUCAUCUUCAGAUCAGGUCUUCAAAACUUGUGUAAAUACGUUUAGACCAAUAAAAUGUGAAAAUUCAGUUUAGGCUUCGCUUCCGUAUAGCACACAUAUUCAGGAGAUCCACUCAUACGACGUUACCCUGCUCGUAGGCAUGGCAUAUCUAUUUUUCCACGUAAUAGGUGAAAAGCUGCAGCAUGAGACAAUUUUUUGCACUGAUAGGGGCAGAACUUCUUAUUUAUACGCUGCCUUUCAGAGAUCCGUUUGGCCGCCGUCACGCGAGGAGGAGGCUGGCAGUACCGCACCGAGCGCGUCGCGGGCGCGCGCGGGGUGGAAGGGGGCUAGUUUAUGCAUCAUACAUAGGAAUGGAAUCACUAAGUUGUAAUAGAAUAUUUUCUUGUACAUUUUAUUUUUGUAUAUAAAAAUGUUGUAUAUUUGUGUUAAUAAAUGUUUUAUAUACGA
Molecule: messenger RNA, 2055 nt
Organism: Dromaius novaehollandiae (emu)
Lineage: Eukaryota; Metazoa; Chordata; Aves; Casuariiformes; Dromaiidae
Gene: IRF1
Product: interferon regulatory factor 1
Exons: 10
Coding region: 170-1129 (319 amino acids)
Biological process (GO): immune system process; regulation of transcription by RNA polymerase II
Cellular component (GO): nucleus
Molecular function (GO): DNA-binding transcription factor activity, RNA polymerase II-specific; RNA polymerase II cis-regulatory region sequence-specific DNA binding
Source: RefSeq, a predicted model, not a curated record